Messenger RNA from Penicillium antarcticum, 642 nucleotides. Its product is annotated as GNAT family N-acetyltransferase. The transcript has a single exon. Gene Ontology annotation, molecular function: acyltransferase activity, transferring groups other than amino-acyl groups. Lineage: Eukaryota; Fungi; Ascomycota; Eurotiomycetes; Eurotiales; Aspergillaceae. The coding region runs from base 1 to 642 and encodes 213 amino acids. The record is from RefSeq and is a predicted model, not a curated record.
AUGGCAUUAACCUACACCCCAGAGCACAUCUUCAUGUCUAAGCGCCUCGUCUACCGAGCUUUCGAGGACAAUGAAGAGGACAAGGCGUUUUUAAAACAACAAAUUCUCAACGAUCAUACCAUCCAAGUCAUGAGCACGGAUCGAUUACCACGGCCAUCACAUUCGCAAUCCACUGAAGCGUUUGUGAAAAUGUUUCAUGAUUCCAUGUUAGGCGUUCUGAUAUGCCUUCAACCAGAGGGCCACCCCAAAGAUGAUUCGGAAUAUCCAUCUAACGAUGAGGUGGCCAGAGCAAAGCCCAUUGGACAUGUAGGCCUUUUCAACCACCUUGGCCCAGACACGAGCCAUCACCGCAAUGUGAUGUUGGGCAUAUCGCUCGCGCCGGGUUUCCGCGGCAAAGGGUAUGGCGGAGAAGCUAUCAACUGGGGACUGGAUUGGGCAUUUCGAUAUGCCGGGGCUCACAGGGUUGGUCUAGCUGCCUUUUCUUAUAAUGAAAACGCCGUAAAACUUUACAGAAAAUUGGGCUUUGUGCAAGAUGGCCGCGAACGCGAGGCUAUCUAUCACCUUCGUGCUUGGCACGAUGUGAUUCUCUUUUCUAUGCUCGAGCAUGAAUGGGAGACACUGCGGGGAGUAGAAAAGAACUGA